AUGUCACGAGAAGAGCUCUCAGCGGCUGCCGCGCCGGUGCUGUUCCGCGACCGAUACCCACUGCCCCUCAUCGCGGAGACCCUGCAGAAUCUGGCCAAGGCUAAGUGGUUCACCAAGUUUGGGCUCUACGAGUGGCUCGUGUGCCCUUUCGGCCUGAGCGGCGCCCCGGCAUCAUUCCAACGAUACAUGAACAGUGUAUUGCGCGAAUGGCUGGACGACUUUGUCACAGCGUACCUGGAUGAUGUACUUAUCUACUCGAGCGGUUCGAAGGCGGAUCAUGAGGCUAAGGUGCGACGAGUUCUCCAAGCACUCGCCGACGCUGGGCUGCACCUAGACCCAGCGAAGUGCGAGAAAGGAAUCGCCUGCGACCCCGAAAAGCAGCGCGCCAUCCGCGAAUGGGAGGCCCUGACCACGGUGAAGGGUGUCAGAAGCUUUCUGGGCUUCGCCAACUAUUACCGGAUCUUCAUCCCCGACUAUGCCAAGAUCACGCAGUCUCUGGAUGCCCUGCUUAAGAAAGGAACUGCCUUUCAUUGGGGACGAGCGGAGAACGAGGCGUUUCAGGAGCUGAAGCGACGAUUUUGCGAGUCACCGGUGCUCAAGCAGUGGGACCCGAGCCUCCCGACCUUUUUGGAGACGGAUUGCUCAGGCUACGCAUUGGGAGGCGUCCUGUCGCAGGAAGGCCCAGAUGGACGUCGACACGCAUGCGCCUUCUUCUCGAAGCGACUUUCGCCAGCGGAGUACAACUAUCCCAUUCACGACAAGGAGAUGCUUGCCAUCAUGAGAUGUCUCGACAACUGGAACGCCGAACUUAGGAGCUGCGGCCCAUUUACAAUCCUUACCGAUCACCGCAACCUGGAGUAUUUCAUGACACGCCAGAAGCUCACGGAACGGCAGAGCCGUUGGGCAGCCGAAUUGUCCCAGUUCGACUUCAAGCUCGAGUAUCGACCGGGAAGCGAGGCUGUCGUGCCUGAUGCGUUGUCCCGCCGUGAACAAGACAAGCCACAGGGCAUUGACGACGAGCGGGAACAAGGAAGAAUGAUACAGUUGAUACCGGAUAGUGCCAUUCCAUCAUCGACAAGAGCAUGUAUCAACGCGAUGAGUUCUGACUGUUCAGAGGCAUCCACCCUGCCGAAGAUGAAGGUCUUCGAGGUAGCGGACCUGCAGCAACUCUGGGACGAAACGGUGGCGAAGGACUCGAUAUUCCGGGCAGCCUAUAAGGCAGUCCGCGAUCGCGAGCGUGCCUUCCCGCCCUCGCUGGGCCUGAAGAUCCAGAUUUCAGAAUGUGCGAUCGACGCAGGCAAAGGCUGA
Messenger RNA from Hirsutella rhossiliensis, 1308 nucleotides. RefSeq names its product reverse transcriptase (RNA-dependent DNA polymerase) domain-containing protein. Lineage: Eukaryota; Fungi; Ascomycota; Sordariomycetes; Hypocreales; Ophiocordycipitaceae. The record is from RefSeq and is a predicted model, not a curated record. The coding region runs from base 1 to 1308 and encodes 435 amino acids. The transcript is spliced from 5 exons.